Messenger RNA from Haliotis rubra (blacklip abalone), 915 nucleotides. Its product is annotated as multiple epidermal growth factor-like domains protein 6. The coding region runs from base 166 to 915 and encodes 249 amino acids. NCBI's taxonomy places the organism in Eukaryota, Metazoa, Mollusca, Gastropoda, Lepetellida, Haliotidae. The transcript has 5 exons. The record is from RefSeq and is a predicted model, not a curated record.
AUAGAAUGUCCAUGAACAAGAGUGCUAGAAAUAGUCUCCUACAAUUACACACAUACGAAUUUUCGUUUACGACCGUGUACCAUGAGAAAUACCCACUCCAAAGAGCCAAAGAGUACAAGAUCAGAUGUCUAUCGAAUUUGUCGUGUAACCUAGGUUUCCAAUACAAUGCCAGUACAACCAUCACACGCAGUUGUCAUCAUGAUGGCCAUCCUGCUACAUAGUAGUACAGCUGGCCAGACCAUGUGUACGAACUGUCUGAAUGACAGCUGUAAACAAGGUUUUCACGGCGAUGAGUGCAACAGAACAUGUCGAGUCCAAUGUGUCGAGAGUAGAUGUCAUAUAUCCUAUGACACCGGAAGUGCCGUUUGCGACAAGGGCUGCAUUCCAGGAUUUCGAGGACGUUAUUGUGAGAGGAAAUGUCCAAAACGAUGCGCGGUGUGCAAUAACACCAUGUGUCCCAAAUGUACCAGUGCCUCGUGGUACGGGGAAAGCUGUAGAAAGUACUGCAGCCACUGUCCCGGUGCGUCCUGCUACAAGAACGGAACCUGCAAACGAGGCUGCACCGGAAGAAACGAAAGACCAGGAUGCAACUCACAAGACAUGAACGAGAACACGACGCGUGAUGCUGUCUACGACAGAGAUGAUGACGAGGGUGACAAGACUUUCAUCAUGCUGAUCAUCUUCGGAUCACUCAUAGGUGUCAUGCUCCUGGUGUCAUGCAGUGUUGGUGUGAGCUUGUGGCAGACAAAGAAAGGGAGAAAGUAUAGACAUAAUGCAACGAUAAUCUCUCCUGGAAACACAAACCACGUGUCACCACACCACUGGGACAGGACGGAUCCCCAAAGUUAUUUAAGAGCCACCCAUGAUUUUCCUACUGAAGAAGCGCAUAUUUAUGAAGAAAUUCCGUCUGUCUAA